AAAAAUGAAAAAGGAAGUCAGUCGUUUCUCUUCGAGGUCCGUUUGCGUGUGUUGAAGUGGUGAUGAAGGGACGAAAACGCCGCCGCGACCCUUACCCAACCCCAGUACCGGAUGAUUCUGGGCGCCGUUUUCCAGCAGCCGAAGCCCAAACUCAAAUUCACCCAUCAGUCAUAAUCGAUGACAGAGAACGGGAGAUCGAAACCCUGCUGAUGGAGAACCAGCGUCUGGCAGCAGCACACGUGGCUCUUAAACAGGACCUCUCUGCCGUUCAACAGGAGCUCCAUCUUCUCUCUUCCACAGCCGCAACCGUCAAAACCGAAAGUGAUGCUGAAGUCCGAGAGGUUUACGAGAAGGCAAGGAAGAAGGAAUCUGAUGUCCGUAUAGAGGACGAGCUUAGUGUGGAAAUGGCUAGAGUUAGGACAGAUAUACAGAACCUAAAUGCUGACCGCAAAGAGCUUACUGCCAAAUUGCACGACAUGGAGGAUGAUCUCCUUAAGGUUCGUGAAGAGUUACAACAGUUUCCUGUAAUCAAAGCUGAAAUUGAGUCCAUGCAUAAGGAAGUUCAACGAGGAAGGGCUGCUAUUGACUAUGAAAAAAAGAUGUAUGCCAGCAACCUUGAAUAUAGUCAAGAAAUGGAGAAGCAUAAGAUUACUAUGACUUCUGAAAUUGAAAAGCUACAUGCUGAGCUUGCAAAUGCAGAAAAGAGGGCAAGGGCAGCAGCUGCUGCUGCAGCUCCAAGUAAUUCAAACCACCAGUUUGCUGCAGCAACUCCAGGUUUUACAUAUUCUGCCGAUUAUGGAAAUCCUGAAACAGGAUAUGGAGGGAAUCUGUACCCUGCUUCUUAUGCUGUACGUCAGGUUCAGGGCAGUACUGAUGCAGCCACCCAAUAUGUUCCAGGAGCCAUGUCAUAUGGUUCACAUGGUCCUUACGACAUGACACAACCCUAUGUACAUCAGUAGUUUGUGGUUGGAAACUGAAAAGCUUCUGUUGGAUCCCAAGCACAAGUAAAUGUGUCUUAACUUUCAUGAGAAUAGUGGAUUCUUGACGAAGCACAGGUCAAAUAAUUAUUCUUGGUGCACGAAUGCUAAUCUGGCUUGCAGCAGUCAUCUUGAUUGCAGGCUCAUAAUUCAGAUAAUGACAGUUCUGGUUCAUUCUGCAAAUCUCUUUCCCUUACUCCGGCUAGUAAAUUAGCUGGAUGCGGGAUAUAAACCUAUUUAGUCCUUUAAAUUAAUUUCAGUCAGGAUUUUAGAGACUUGGAUAGCAAAUUUAGAAUUAACUAGGAACCUGUAAAGCAUAUUGAUCAAAUCGUUUGUCAAAAAUUUUCAUCUUUA
This is a messenger RNA of Lycium barbarum (goji berry), 1331 nucleotides long. RefSeq names its product protein FLX-like 1. The transcript has 4 exons. The record is from RefSeq and is a predicted model, not a curated record. Bases 63 to 959 code for a protein of 298 amino acids. NCBI's taxonomy places the organism in Eukaryota, Viridiplantae, Streptophyta, Magnoliopsida, Solanales, Solanaceae.